This is a messenger RNA of Pteronotus mesoamericanus, 1068 nucleotides long. It is a transcript of the gene F2RL2, whose product is annotated as coagulation factor II thrombin receptor like 2. Gene Ontology annotation, cellular component: plasma membrane. Gene Ontology annotation, biological process: phospholipase C-activating G protein-coupled receptor signaling pathway; thrombin-activated receptor signaling pathway; blood coagulation. Gene Ontology annotation, molecular function: thrombin-activated receptor activity. The record is from RefSeq and is a predicted model, not a curated record. NCBI's taxonomy places the organism in Eukaryota, Metazoa, Chordata, Mammalia, Chiroptera, Mormoopidae.
AUGACAGGUACGGAAAAUGAUGCAGACAAACUGGCAGAGCCGACGUUACUUACUAAGACCUUCCAUGGAGCUCCCCAAAUUCUUUUGAAGAGAUCACCCUUUUCUGCCAUAGAAGGCUGGACAGGAACCACAACUGUAAAAACUAAGUGCCCUGAAGAAAGUGUUUAAAAUCUCCAUGUGAAUAAUGCUACCAUGGGGUAUCUGAGCAACUCCUUAACUACCAAACUGAUAUCUGCUAUCUACAUCCUGGUGUUCACAGUAGGUGUGCCAGCCAAUACAGUGACCUUGUGGGUGCUCUUCAGGACCAGAUCCAUCUGAGCGACCAUCUUCUAUAUCAACCUGGCCAUUGCAGACUUUUUUUUCUGUGCCACACUGCCCUUUAUAAUAGCUUACCAUCUCAAUGGGCACAACUGGGUAUUUGGAGAGGUCUUGUGCCGGGCCACCACGGUUACCUUUUAUGGCAACAUGUACUGCUUCAUUCUGAUCCUUGCCUGCAUCGGCCUCAGCCGCUACCUAGCCACUGUCCAUCCUUUUACUUACCGGGUGCCGAGGCGUACCUAUGCCUUGAUAACGUGUGGAUUGGUGCGGGCAAUGGUUUUCUUAUACAUGCUGCCAUUUUUCAUCCUGAGGCAGGAGUAUUAUCUUGUCCACAGGGAUAUCACCACCUGCCAUGAUGUCCACAACAUAUGCGCAUCUUCAUCUCCCUUCCAACUCUACUACUUCAUCUCCUUGGCAUUCUUUGGAUUCUUAAUUCCAUUUGUGGUCAUUAUCUAUUGCUACACAGCCCUCAUUCGGAUGCUUAAUGUAUACAACAAUAGGUGGUUGUGGUAUGUGAAGGCGAGUCUCCUCAUUCUCAUGCUUUUUACCAUUUGCUUUGCUCCAAGCAAUAUUAUACUUAUUAUUCACCACGCCAACUACUGUUAUAACACCGAUGGUUUAUACUUUAUCUAUCUCAUAGCUUUAUGCCUGGGUAGUUUGAAUAGUUGCUUAGAUCCAUUCCUUUAUUUUCUCAUGUCAAAAGUCACAGAUCACUCCACUGCUUAUCUUACAAUAGUGAGAUCACCUUAG